UAUGUGUUGUAUUGGCUAAUAUUUUUAAUAUGAGCAAUUAGUGUUACUAUAUUUAUGCAUAGCAAAUAGUUGUUUAGAUGACCAAAACGGUAUAACACAUUUAAGUUGUCCAGAAAUCAAUCGAUAUAUUUACCAAAGAAAAAGAAACGAAAAAAAAAAAAGUUGACCUCCUAAUAGUUUUGUUACUUCUAAAAUCAGCAAACUAUUUUUUACUAUAUAAAUCAUCUACGUCAACCCAACAUUCUCACCAAAUCAUCUCGGUCGAAACCACAACAAAAAGAAAACAAAAAACAUUACAAUUUAAGAUUUGCAGACUCACGAUACUUACGACAUGGCAGCUCCAAUGUCAAAGAAAAUCUGCAGUGUAUUGAUAAUUGCAAUUUUAUUUGCAACGAUGUUUUCAGCUCAUUCCAACUCGAUAGAUGUGUGUGUCAAAGAUUGUGUCGUGAAUGUGUGCAUGAAAGCAUCAAAAAAAGCGACUCCAGCCAUUUGUGACAAUCCUUGCAAGAUAAUGUGUGAUCCAAUGAACGGUGAGCAAUACAUCGUCCCUCGAGGUAAUGGUGGUCCUAUCAAAAGGUUCUGCAGACGAUUUAGCUGGAUCUGUAACCCGUAAAUGAUCGAAAUUACAAAAAUUAUCACCAUUCUUUAUGCAUUAUAAGUUAUAUAUUUAUGUUUUUUUAUCAUUGUAUCCAUCAAUAUUUUUAAGUACUUAAUUAUCCUUCUUCCAUAAUUACUUUUUCUUAAACAAUGUUUACUUAUAUACAGAAGAUUUGUUAAAAAGCUAAAUUAUUUA
Arabidopsis lyrata subsp. lyrata is the source of this 793-nucleotide messenger RNA. RefSeq lists its product as uncharacterized. The coding region runs from base 332 to 613 and encodes 93 amino acids. Lineage: Eukaryota; Viridiplantae; Streptophyta; Magnoliopsida; Brassicales; Brassicaceae. The record is from RefSeq and is a predicted model, not a curated record. The transcript has a single exon.